This is a messenger RNA of Enterobius vermicularis (human pinworm), 654 nucleotides long. The record is from the annotation of a GenBank genome assembly. Lineage: Eukaryota; Metazoa; Nematoda; Chromadorea; Rhabditida; Oxyuridae.
AUGGAUGAAAAUGACGAUAUUCGAGAUGCUCCAAAUAUCUGUAGUCGGAUAUUUAAUCCUUUACAGAAAUACCAGUACUAUCUGGAUAGUUUAACGCCGUAUGGUUCUAUUCGAUGGGGUAUAGCAAUUGCUUUGAUAAUUCUUUUUUUCUGGAGGAUUAUCGACGUUCAAGGAUAUUAUAUAGUAGCUUACGCAGUAGGAAUAUACUAUUUGAACCUUUUCCUUGCUUUCCUAACUCCGCAAAUAGAUCCAGCGCUCAACUUUGAAGAUGAAGAUGACGAAAACCUUACACUACCAUCAAAAGGCAGCGAUGAAUUUCGGCCUUUUAUGAGGCGAUUGCCUGAGUUUAAAUUCUGGCUUUCGACCGUGAAGGCUACGCUAAUAGCAAUCACUUGCACAUUUUUCGACAUAUUUGAUGUACCCGUUUUUUGGCCGAUUCUUGUAAUGUAUUUUAUCAUUCUUUUCGGUCUCACUAUGAAAAGACAAAUCAUGCACAUGAUCAGAUAUCGAUAUAUACCAUUCACUGUGGGGAAACCGAAGAUGCGUGGUCGAGACGACACUGGCGUGGUCAAUCUCGUUGGGAACUUAUCAUUACUGUUAUUGGGCAGGAAGUCCUUUUUAUGGCUUUUCAAAAGCCAGUGUUCUAGGCGUUAG